Molecule: messenger RNA, 1142 nt
Organism: Aspergillus steynii IBT 23096
Lineage: Eukaryota; Fungi; Ascomycota; Eurotiomycetes; Eurotiales; Aspergillaceae
Exons: 2
Coding region: 171-821 (216 amino acids)
Source: RefSeq, a predicted model, not a curated record
CCGGCUCUUGAGUACUAUAAAGCAUGCCCUGAAGCUCGUCCUCGUAGAUAGUCGUUCUGUUUCCUUAGACCGUCCCAUCUGGUAGUUGCAGUUGCAUUUCCAUUCAUUGUCUUCUGUUCCUCAUCAUUUCUUCCCGCUUCCUUUCUCAAGUCUAUUUGAUACCAGUCACAAUGACUCGCCUCAACAUCUCCAUCCUUGCCGCAUGUCUUUCGCUGUCUGCCCUGACGUCGGCCCUGCCGACUAAGCGGUUCGACCCCAUGUCAGACGACGACCUGAACCCUGGCAGUGCAGCCUCGAUUGCCGAGAUGUCCCUGCGCUCCACCGUUGACUUCUUUGACGACAUGGAGAAGAUGUGGAAGGAGGACCAGGAAGAGAAGAAGCAGAAGACCAACCCUGCUGCUGCCGGCGCACGAACCGAGUCCAGCGAUGCUGUCACUUCGGCCGUUCCCCUGGUGCCGAUGCCUCCUACGCCCAGCCAAGAGUCCUCGCCCAGCCAGGAGUCGCACUCAUCCAACCACCCGCUCGAGAUCAACAAAACCAGCAAGGGAGAGACCUCCGAGUCGUACAACGACGGCCAGCAUGAGCAGAGCGUUCCGUCUCCCGCGCCUUCGCGCGCCUUGAGUGAACCGAAGGCUGAAGAAAAACCCAAGGCUGAGGAGAAGCCCCAGGCUCAGGAGAAACCCUCGCCCACGACAUCGCAGCCCAGCAGUUCCGCCAGCGCUGCCGCCACCCCGUCGGGCAGUGUGCAUGAGGUCAAGGACAACAUCUUCUCCAAGAUCCCUAUCGUUGGCAAGAUCCUCAGUGGCGGCGGGAUUGCCUAAAUUGUUCGGAAGAAAAAUGAUUGGUAAAAUGUACAAUGCAAUUGGAGGCGACUGGGACCGCGCUUGAUAUUGUCUUUUUUUGCAGGGAAUGAUGGUUUUAAUGUUUGAUGCCACGGUGUUUAUUGGAACGGUUUAACGAUGCUUUAGAAUAGUAUAAAAUCUUAGCAAUAUGACUACAAUUCCAUGAUCAGUCUUGUGUGUUUUCUGCCGAUACAGCAUUUAUAAACAGCUGUAUCCGAGAUGUUCUUCUUGCUCAGAUUAUGCUGCGUACCAGAUUCGUGUAGUUUGGGGUGUUAAGCGUGGAAAUGAUGCUCUUACGUG